This is a messenger RNA of Loxodonta africana (African savanna elephant), 1494 nucleotides long. It is a transcript of the gene GLRB, whose product is annotated as glycine receptor beta. Gene Ontology annotation, biological process: synaptic transmission, glycinergic; chloride transmembrane transport; nervous system process. Bases 1 to 1494 code for a protein of 497 amino acids. The transcript is spliced from 9 exons. NCBI's taxonomy places the organism in Eukaryota, Metazoa, Chordata, Mammalia, Proboscidea, Elephantidae. The record is from RefSeq and is a predicted model, not a curated record. Gene Ontology annotation, cellular component: postsynaptic membrane; synapse; plasma membrane. Gene Ontology annotation, molecular function: glycine binding; extracellularly glycine-gated chloride channel activity; transmitter-gated monoatomic ion channel activity involved in regulation of postsynaptic membrane potential.
AUGAAGUUCAUCUUGGCGAUGGCCUUUUUUAUUUUGCUUUCCUUGUGGGUUGAAGAAGCCUAUUCUAAAGAGAAGUCUUCAAAAAAAGGGAAAGGGAAAAAGAAGCAGUAUCUCUGCCCAUCCCAGCAGUCAGCAGAGGACCUUGCCCGAGUACCUGCCAACUCCACUAGCAAUAUCCUGAAUCGGCUGUUGGUCAGUUACGACCCUAGGAUAAGGCCAAAUUUCAAAGGCAUUCCAGUUGAUGUUGUAGUCAACAUUUUUAUUAACAGUUUUGGAUCCAUUCAAGAAACAACAAUGGACUAUAGAGUGAACAUCUUUCUGAGACAAAAAUGGAAUGAUCCCAGGUUGAAGCUCCCUAGUGAUUUUAGGGGCUCAGAUGCACUGACAGUGGAUCCUACAAUGUACAAGUGUCUGUGGAAGCCUGAUUUAUUUUUUGCAAAUGAAAAAAGUGCCAAUUUUCAUGAUGUGACACAGGAAAAUAUCCUCCUCUUUAUUUUUCGGGAUGGAGAUGUCCUGGUCAGCAUGAGGUUAUCUAUUACUCUUUCCUGCCCUUUGGACUUGACCUUGUUUCCCAUGGACACACAGCGUUGCAAGAUGCAACUUGAGAGCUUUGGUUACACAACUGAUGAUUUACGGUUUAUCUGGCAGUCAGGGGAUCCUGUUCAGUUAGAAAAAAUUGCCUUGCCUCAAUUUGAUAUUAAAAAGGAAGAUAUUGAAUAUGGGAACUGUACAAAAUACUAUAAAGGCACUGGCUAUUACACGUGUGUAGAAGUCAUCUUCACCCUGCGGAGACAGGUUGGGUUUUACAUGAUGGGUGUCUAUGCGCCGACCCUACUGAUUGUGGUCCUCUCCUGGCUUUCCUUCUGGAUCAACCCGGAUGCUAGUGCUGCCAGAGUGCCCCUAGGUAUCUUCUCAGUACUCAGUUUGGCCUCCGAGUGCACAACCCUCGCUGCUGAACUUCCCAAAGUAUCCUACGUGAAGGCUCUUGAUGUAUGGCUUAUUGCUUGUCUUCUGUUUGGGUUCGCUUCACUGGUUGAGUAUGCUGUUGUCCAGGUGAUGUUGAACAACCCUAAAAGAGUUGAAGCAGAAAAAGCCAGAAUUGCUAAGGCAGAGCAAGCAGAUGGAAAAGGUGGAAAUGUGGCUAAAAAGAACACUGUGAAUGGCACGGGGACUCCUGUUCAUAUUAGCACUUUGCAGGUUGGUGAGACCAGAUGCAAAAAGGUUUGUACUUCAAAGUCUGAUCUGAGAUCUAAUGACUUCAGCAUUGUGGGAAGCUUACCAAGAGAUUUUGAAUUAUCCAAUUAUGACUGCUAUGGAAAACCUAUUGAAGUCAACAAUGGACUAGGGAAAUCUCAGGCAAAGAACAACAAGAAGCCACCUCCUGCCAAACCUGUUAUUCCAACGGCAGCAAAGCGAAUUGAUCUCUAUGCAAGAGCAUUGUUUCCCUUCUGCUUCUUGUUCUUCAACGUUAUAUAUUGGUCUAUAUAUUUAUGA